Messenger RNA from Diachasma alloeum, 1589 nucleotides. RefSeq lists its product as uncharacterized. Gene Ontology annotation, molecular function: ubiquitin protein ligase activity. The record is from RefSeq and is a predicted model, not a curated record. Lineage: Eukaryota; Metazoa; Arthropoda; Insecta; Hymenoptera; Braconidae. Gene Ontology annotation, cellular component: cytoplasm. The coding region runs from base 173 to 1327 and encodes 384 amino acids. The transcript is spliced from 3 exons.
UAUCACUCAUCGAAGAUAACGUUAUGACAAAGCUUGACUGAAUCGUCCUCUGCGAUCCGCCAACACUCCAAUUCCAACUGUUGCGACGAUUUUUUUCCUCCUGGAAGAUAAGAUAACUUCUAAAAAUAUUCAGAAAAGAAUAAGAACACUUGACGGUUCUUAUUAACAGAUCAUGGCAGGUGUUUAUCCCAGUCUCCACGACAAGUUCAGGAGUGAGAAUGUCUGUCCAAUCUGCAUGAUGGAGAUGACGGGCACGCCCAAGUAUUCGUGUGCACAGCACCAUAUUCUGUGUCACCGAUGCAAGCCGUAUUAUCACUCGUGCCCAACUUGCCGAUCUCCAUUGGGCCCAGAAAUUCCACCACGAGAGGUUGACGGGGGGUACCAUAUGCCACCGGCUGGACAAUACAUGCCACACCCAUACCCACCUUGUCCUUCUGGUCCUGCCGCAAGUGCACCGUUCUUGGACAACGAAAGACACUAUCCUCCAGUGCCCACCGAAGACCAAGAACUCCGCGCCUGUCAAUACAAGUACUUGGGCUGCUAUGUCCAGGUCCCAGAGCAUCUCCGUUCGAUCCACGAGACGAGAUGCCAAUUUCGCCCAAAUUUGGAGCGUGAACAUUUACCAACAGACCUCAAUGUAGACGAGUCAACCCUGGAGGAUUGCAGAUACCACAUUGCCGGAUGCAACGUGCGACUGCCAGUCUGGAGGAAGCUAGUCCACGAGAAACUUUGCAUCUACAAAGAUAAAAUGGAGGAAUUGGAGGGAAUCCAGGAUGGGCUGGAGCAUCUGCAUUUCGAGGAGGAUUGUUACGACCCGGAGGAGUUGGUCGAGUGCAGGUUCAGCAGAUACGGCUGUCAGGUCCAGGUGCCACGGAGGAGGAAGCGCAUACACGAGGAGAAGUGCAAUCACGGAAGAGGUCACGAAGAAUCGGACGAGGAAGGGUGCAUUCAAAUUUGUGAACCUGUUUAUGAUCCGGAUGAGAAAUUGCCUUGCCGUUGGGCCGAAUUCGGCUGCCAAGUGGAGAUGCCACGGAGGAGGAAGCACAUACACGAGGAGAAGUGCAACUACGGAAAACAUCACGAAGAAUCGGACGAGGAAGGGUACAUUCAAAUUUGUAAACCUGUUUAUGAUCCGGAUGAGAAAUUGCCUUGUCGUUGGGCCGAAUUCGGCUGCCAAGUGGAGCCGAGAAGGUCCAGGAAGGAAACUCACGAGGAGAAGUGUAACUACAGGAGGGAACACUGCAGAUUCGAACAUUAUGGCUGCUACGAGAUGAUAGAGCCUGCGAGGAAAUUUGCGCAUGAGAGGGACUGUCGAUAUGCUUCAUAAAAUUAUGAAAUGUUCAUCUUUAAUCGCGCUUUUGUCGCCGGAUGAUGGACAGAGCUUAAUCGAGCUUUUUUCGAAAUAUAUAUAACAGGAAGAAUAAAGUGAAUAAUUGAGGUGAUGUAUGGAGAUUCAAAUAGUUUCAUGUUUAGUUUAUAGAAAAAUGAAAUGAUUGUAUCAUAUUAUAGUUGAGCAGUUUUCCUUUCUUUGUCUUCCUUAGUAUGUUAUUAUGUAAUAUGGUAAAUGUGAAAUGAAAAUUGUUAUAAAU